AACUGAUUUACCCUUGUUGCUUGGAUCAUCUGGAUAGUGGCCAUGUGAUCUGCACUUGAACUGAGAGGGUCCGAGUUUACAACACUUAUUGCAGAAUCCUGGGACAUUCUCAAAUGAGCAAUGUAGGAUGAGAUCUCUAGGGCCGAUUCUAAUGUGAACCUGUGGAGGAAGAGGCCUAGAAAUGUCCAUCUCAAUGCAGCACCUAGCUUCUUUAGUGCGAAUCAGAUGGGCUGUUCUAGAGUCCAUGAUACAUGGUUUCCCCAAGGUGCUAGCUACGGAUAUCAUUGUUGGAAAGUCUGCGAUGUUUGAAUCCUCCUUUGAAUCCUAUGCCAACAAGGAACUCUUUGAUUGUCAGCAAGUUGAGGUGCCUGCUAGCUCUGCCUACCAGUGCAUAUUGAAGAUUCUCACAGAGUUGUCUUUCUUCUUCCAAAAUACAGAGGAAUACUUGCAGUGGACUACUCAACCUAUCCAAGACCUAAGCUUCAAGGAAGCUUUCAAUAUUAUUCAGCAACAAGAGGAAGGGGAAAUAAUCUUACCAUUACAGAUCACUUGGAGCUCAAAGCAAAUCCCUAAAGUGGCCUUCUUUCAAUGGAGGCUAUACCUCAACCUUCUCCCAUUCCCUCCCACCCUCACCAAAUUUGGUAGAAACUCCCUUCCCUCAAUCUAUGUCGGCGGAGAUGAUGAGGUCCAUGACGAGGAAGGCGUAUGGCAAGCUCCGCUCAGUGGCGAUGGAGGCGCAAUCCGCCAUGUGGAUCAUCACGAAUUUCGCCCAAUUGAUGGAGGCGCCGUGGAUGAUGGCAUGAAUCGCCUUCAAGUCCUCGUUGAAGAGCGAGGUGUGGCUGCUGUCCCGGGGGCGGAGAAUCCGGGUGAUGAUGUAGAGGAGGAGGCGCUUGUCUGGUGGGGCCGAGUGAAUCGUCGGUGCGCCGCUGUGGCGGAUCAAGUUGGCGAUCCCAAGCUCACGAAUGACGACCGCCUCGUUGUUGAGGAUCCAAUCGUCGCCACCAUAGGUUGCGAUGUCGUCACCGCGGAUGGGAAGCCCUGCGACCCGAGCAAAGGUAGGCAAAUCAAUCUCUAUGUCGUAGAGAUUGAUGCUGCUGCGAAUGGUGUCCCCGUCACGGCGGAGAUUGGAGUAGAAGGCUCGCACAAAGGCAAGAUUGAAGCUCGAGCGACUACUGGAGACGAACGACCACAGACCCGAUGCUUGAAGCUGAUUGUCGAGGUCGUGGUACCCCUUUUGUUAAGGGUACAACUCGGGCAGCACCCUAGGCGGAGAAAUGGGACGCUUGGCAAAGUGCGUGAGGAACCGGUUGAGUUCCUCCUCCGACCCGAACUCCAAGAAGGAUCCGUCCAAAUAUGGGAACGGAGGAGGCGCGGAGCUUGAGGGUUCGGCGGUGCUUUUCUUCUCUGAAGCCUUUGACUUUGAUCAUCCUCCGGCCAUGAUUGAGGCGUUUUUGAAGAAAGAUUGAUGAAAUAAGUGGUAUAGGCUAAAGAGAUGAAAUAAUGAUGUUAAUUGUGUGUUAAGAAGGGAAGGGAUGAUGUGAAUAUAUAGGGAGAGGAGGAAAUCCCGUUUGAAUUUUGAAAAAAAGAGCUGUUGGGCCAUAAAUGUUGUCUCCAACG
Molecule: messenger RNA, 1617 nt
Organism: Cuscuta campestris
Lineage: Eukaryota; Viridiplantae; Streptophyta; Magnoliopsida; Solanales; Convolvulaceae
Source: the annotation of a GenBank genome assembly